AUAACUAAUUAAAUUAUCGGAAGAGACAGCACAGCCAAGCGAGUCUUCCCCGAUCCUUCUCUAAACCUCUUCCUCCAGCGUCGCUUCCGGAUCCGCUCCUGCGAUUCUCCGUCCGAUCUGUACACAGACCACGGUAUAAAGGAAGACGAAGCCCCAUAAAAGAGAGAUCCAAAAACAGCUACAAAUUUCAACGAAAUGUCUGGACAGACCCAGCGCUUGAAUGUUGUUCCUACUGUUACAGUGCUUGGAGUUGUGAAGGCUCGGCUUGUCGGGGCUACAAGAGGCCACGCUUUGCUCAAGAAGAAAAGUGAUGCUUUGACUGUUCAGUUCCGGCAGAUUCUCAAGAAGAUUGUCUCAACUAAGGAAUCAAUGGGCGAAAUCAUGAAAUCUUCGUCAUUUGCCUUGACAGAAGCAAAAUAUGUUGCUGGUGAGAACAUCAAGCACAUCGUCCUUGAAAAUGUAUCGAGUGCAACCCUUAAAGUCCGAUCCCGCACUGAAAAUGUUGCUGGUGUAAAACUACCGAAAUUUGAUUACUUCAUUGAUGGAGAGACGAAGAAUGACUUGACUGGAUUAGCAAGAGGUGGCCAACAGAUACAGGCUUGCCGUGGAGCCUAUGUGAAAUCCAUUGAAUUGCUUGUUGAGCUUGCUACGCUGCAGACUUCAUUUUUAACCCUUGACGAUGCAAUAAAGACCACAAAUCGUAGGGUCAACGCCUUGGAGAACGUUGUGAAGCCUCGGCUGGAGAAUACAAUUAGUUACAUCAAGGGAGAGCUAGAUGAAUUGGAAAGAGAGGAUUUCUUCAGGCUGAAGAAGAUACAAGGUUACAAGAGGAGAGCGCUCGAGAGACAACGUUUGUCUGCCAAGGCAUUUGCAGAGGAGAAGAUGGCCGAGGAAAUUUCUUUGACGAAGGGUGUACCUAUUGGUUCAGCACAUAACAUGUUAUCCCAGGCUGCACAGAAGGAUGAAGACAUAAUAUUUUGAAAUGGACGUAAGUUUACCGUACCCCAAUAAUAUGUUGUGUGGCUUUGAUCUGUUUCUUGAUUUCUGUAGAAGGAAAUGAAUUUAUUACUAGAUGGACCUGUCCCAACGAGAUUUUCGUGUUUCGAAUAAGAGCUUUACAAUCAUUUGUAUUUAUUUUAUCUAUUAUUGAACAGAACCCUUAUCCAACUGUUGCGAGGAUAUCAUUUGGCUGAAGAAACGUUUAAAGUGUCUAGUGUUAUUGAGCCAACUUUUACUUCCAUUGAA
Molecule: messenger RNA, 1245 nt
Organism: Olea europaea var. sylvestris
Lineage: Eukaryota; Viridiplantae; Streptophyta; Magnoliopsida; Lamiales; Oleaceae
Product: V-type proton ATPase subunit D-like
Exons: 3
Coding region: 196-981 (261 amino acids)
Cellular component (GO): vacuolar membrane; proton-transporting V-type ATPase complex
Molecular function (GO): proton-transporting ATPase activity, rotational mechanism
Source: RefSeq, a predicted model, not a curated record